UGAGUCUACGUCAAUGGCAUUAUUCAGUCUAGCUUCCUAUUUUGAUCGAAGGCGGUUAACAUUGAGUCACGUUUUGUACCAAGUAAGAAUCCUAUUGGAUAUACGUACCAAUGAAUAGCCACGAACAUAUCUGUCAAAUACACUGCAUGUCUAUGUAAAUUGAGAUGGUGAAAGCCAAUUGCAUUUUUAUGUGUGUAAAAGGUUCUACUUCAUUCAGGCUCAAACAUCACAGAAUUGGCACUGGAGAAAGAUAUUAUUUACAAGAAAAGGGAAGUAAUAACGAGAGCAUAAGCUUUAGUCAGACGACAGUCGGACGACUUUGAAUAAUAAAUAACAAUCGGUGAGAAAAAUCCAAUUCGAAUUCGAGUUCCGAGAAAUUGAAAAAAAAAAAAAAAAAUUUGAAUAACUGGAUGGAAAACCAAUAAGAUGAGAUUCGUGUGUAGGUUAUAAUUGAGGAAGCGAAAGAAAAAGAGGAAAUUAUAAUUUUAGAUCGUCUCAGUUGUUGAUUUGAGUCUUAAAAACGCCCUGGCUUAAUCAUAAGACUGAGUAAUUUAUAUGUUAAGCACUUGAAUCGACUCAAUCUAGACAAAAUAUCUUGAACAGGUUUUGUACUGAAUCAGCAAAUGCCGAAGUUUCAUAUCCGGCCCUUCCAACCGCGCACGGCUCUUAUGCUAAUUUUCUCAGUCUUAUAAACUGAUAUUCUAAGGAUUCGGCUUCCACGUAUGCUGGACAAAUGUCUUCUAGGUUAAAUUUUAACGGGUCUUAAAUUUUUAAAAGACUUAGAAUUGAAAAAUUUUUCGGUUCGUUUUAUUCUAGAGGCGAUCUGUCUGCGGUGCCCGGGUUUGGCAUGUUUGUAUGCGUGCGCAAGUCGAUUGAAAUUGUUUAUAUUUGAAGACAAUCACCAGCUGAUCAGUGAUCAAUGUAAGAAUCUCCAUUCAAUCACAGUAAACACUACUUGUGCAGUUGACACUAUAUGUGACUAAAGACUUAAAGAUGGAAGAUUCGAACGCCGAAGCGACCGAAAAUAUCGAAGUAGAUUCAACUCCAGAUGAUUCGUGUGAUGGCGAACGAAAAUACCUUGAAGACAAGGCAGAGAUGGUUCGUGGGUUACUACAGGAGCGAGAAAUUCUCGAACGAGCACACGAAGAGGAGGUGGAGGAGCUUCGAUUUUCCUUCGAGAGCGAGAAAGAGAAUAUACUUCAGGCUUUUGAGUGUGAGCGUGAAGAAAUGCGAAGGGCUUUCGCCAAGGAGAAAGAGAAAAUACGCUUCGAGUUUCAAGAGGAGAAGCAUGUCAUGAAAAUGGCAUUCGAAGACGAGAAAUUAAAAAUCGUUAGCCUGCUGGAGAAAGAGAUAGAUGAACUGAGGAAAGGGUUUGAUAAGGAAAGAAAGGAAAUGCAGGAUUCCUUUGCUAAGACACUCAGAGACAGAGAUCACCAUUUUCGACUCGAGAAGGCAGAAAUCGAAGGCAAAGUAAGGAAGGAGAUCGAGCGAGUACAGGAAGUCGAAGGCGAAAUCAAAAGCGCUUUACUCAAAGGCCUCGGUGACCUAGAAAAUGUUUAUUUCGACGAAACAGCUGUACUAGAACAGUGGGGUAACAACGAACAACCAGAGGCUGAUAUGUACUUGAAGAGGAACUCAGAAACUGGUUUGAAAAUCGAUCGAAAGCAGCUAUUUCAAAACAUGGACGAAGAGAAAAACAAAAUGUUUAUGUAUCACUCAACUAGGCAGAGCGAACUGGAACACGAGUUCUCAGGGGAGAUCGUAGAGCUUCAAGAAAAAUUUAAAGAGCAGAAAAAAGACUUGAUGAAUAUCUUUAAAAACGAGAAGCAGGAAUUGGAAGAAAAAUAUCGACGGGAGAAGGAAGAUAUCCGAUACAAAAUCGAGACAGAGUUUCGCCGUGUGCUGAAGCAAGAGCGUCUGAAAUACGACUCCACCUUUCAAGCCUAUGAACAUGAUAUUACGAUGCUGAGAUAUCAGAAAGAACAGCUUGAGCGAUGCUAUACUCUUGAAAUGGAGAAACUACAGUUUAAGUUUGAAAGGGAUCGUCUCGAAAUGGAGAAAAAGUUACAGCGAGAGAAGAGAGAAUUUAAGCGCCUGUUUAAGGAGCACUACGCUAGGAAGUCAUACAACGAAAGGUCAAGACUUGAAUGGCUUUUGCAGCAGUUUAAUUUAAACGAUUCCCAGUUAUUACAAGCGAAUUCACGAUCGAGUUCCUGUAAUGAGAUUUUUCGUGGUUCUAACUCGAGUUUCACAUCAGGAUCAAGUGAGUUGUAAAUGAUUUCAGCAAAGGAUUCGAUCAGUACGACUUGGUAUUGUAAUUCGUUAAUCGAAUACUGACUAACGUGACGUCAGUCAAUCUGUCUCACGCUUGACCUGAGCUGUGCAUAACAAAACUUCAAAAUCAAUUUGCUUUUCAUUACAAAGUAAUAGGUUUUUCUCGGCAGAACGAAUGUGUACAAUAUGGAUAAAGCGAACCAUGGUAAAUUCAUCAGUUCUGACAGUAUAAAAAUAUUAUCUUGCUUCAGCGAAGACAGAAAAUAUGCAAGUAUAGUAUAUUGUUAUAUAAGAAUAUUCAGAUUAAAACUGACAGCCAAUUAUCUACGAAAGUAAAUGGAGCUAUUGAGAAAGCUAUUAAUAGUUAAUAACAUUCAUUGAUAACUCGAUUUCUUUCUAAAAUUCUUUUUUUUUUUUCCUCUUCAAAAAUGAAAGUUAUGGAUAUAGACAUCUUAAAAAAAGAUGAAAUUUAUUUCAUAGAUUUAUGUAUAUAUAUUUUUUUGUCCGAAUUUCAGAUAAUAUAAAGAUUAUUCAUGAAAGAAUUAUUAAAUUGAAUGAGUACAUUGA
This is a messenger RNA of Actinia tenebrosa (Australian red waratah sea anemone), 2841 nucleotides long. RefSeq lists its product as uncharacterized. NCBI's taxonomy places the organism in Eukaryota, Metazoa, Cnidaria, Anthozoa, Actiniaria, Actiniidae. The record is from RefSeq and is a predicted model, not a curated record.